This is a messenger RNA of Culex quinquefasciatus (southern house mosquito), 1506 nucleotides long. RefSeq lists its product as uncharacterized. The record is from RefSeq and is a predicted model, not a curated record. Bases 1 to 1506 code for a protein of 501 amino acids. Lineage: Eukaryota; Metazoa; Arthropoda; Insecta; Diptera; Culicidae. The transcript has 3 exons.
AUGAGCGACCAGCAGACGCCCACGGGAGUGUCGUCCGAAAUUACGAGGAGGAAUAUUCUCGACGCUCUGACGGGAUCCAAAGGAAGCGUGGUGAAAACCGUCGCACAGCAGAAAGUCGAACAAGAAGCCCAGCAGAAGAAGCGCAGGAUGGAGAAGAACCUGGAAGCGUUGGAGGAUCGGCGGGACAUGCUCGUCGAGAAGUUGGAGCGGAUGAAAGGUUCGCUGGAGGAAGUGACAGUAAGUGUCCACCUGCUCAAGCUCUACGAGGAGACGCUGCGGCGUAGCGCGGACGAUUACGACAAAAACUACUCCGACAUCAUCGUCCUGCUGCCAAAGGAAAGAAGAGCCGAGCAGCGUGGGAAGUACGCGGCGUUUGAAAAGCUGCACAGUACCGUGUACGAGAAGUUGCAAGCGAGGAUCGCCGAGUCGGAGCUCACCACGAAGCUGUUGGAACUGCCGAAGGCACCCGCCGCCGCAGUUGCCCCUCCGCAACCUGUCUACAUCAAGCCCCAGCGCCGGUCCCGCACCUGCAAGCUCCGUUCCCUACUUUCAACGGCAAACCGGAGGGCUGCCAUGAAGAUUCUGUACCUCCGAAAUGCGCUCGUCGACGACGCCAAGGACAAGAUCGACCAGGACGUCGUAAAUAAUAACGAUUACGACGCGGCCUGGAGGAUUUUGGAGGACGAAUACGAGGACAAACGCCUCAUUCUGGACACGCACAUCGACGCCAUUCUGGAUUGCCCAAAAGUCGCCAAGGAGACUCGCGGCAAGUCCAUCUCCAAGCUGGUCGAGGUGUGUGCGAAGCACAGUGAAGCUUUGGCUGGUCACGGGUAUCCAGUUGAAGGGCUAGCCGAGCUAGUGAUGGUGAACGUGAUCUACAAGAAGCUCGACAAGGAGACGCAAGAGCAGUGGGAGCUGAAGAUCGGCAGCGGAGCGUUGCCGGAAUUCGAGGAGUUCAUGGAGUUCCUGCGGGAACGUGGGCGUGUUCUGCAGCGCACAAAUCGCUCCCAGCAGCAACCGGCGCAGCAGUCAACAGUGGCCCCAAGCAAGCAACGCCAAGCGUUCGGACAGAAGGCCCAGCCCCUGCUCAAGUCGUUCGUGCAGGCCACAACGGAAGUGUGUGGCCACUGCAAAGAGGAUCACCCGAUCUACCGGUGCUCGACGUUCAGAGACCUGAGCGUACCGGAGCGCAAGUCCGUUGCCACCAAGGCAAACUUGUGUUACAACUGCUUGAAGGCGAGACACCGGGUGAGUGAUUGCGAGUCCAAGACUCUGUGCAAGGUGCAAGGCUGCGGCCGCAAGCACCACAGUCUCCUGCACGACAGUGGUACACGAAGCAACCAAGGUCAAGUUAAGAAGGAAGAAUCGAGCCAGUGCUUGCCAGUGGCACCCUCGGUUCCAGCGGGCGGUCCAGCAACCGCUCCAGCGCAGCAGAGCAGCGCGGUGUCCCUCUGUGCAAACGUCGGCGGUGCGAAGCACAAGUGCUGCUGUCGACGGCGGAAGUGA